Molecule: messenger RNA, 767 nt
Organism: Daucus carota subsp. sativus
Lineage: Eukaryota; Viridiplantae; Streptophyta; Magnoliopsida; Apiales; Apiaceae
Product: chemocyanin-like
Exons: 4
Coding region: 1-657 (218 amino acids)
Molecular function (GO): electron transfer activity
Source: RefSeq, a predicted model, not a curated record
AUGUGUUCCAUUCAUGAGUUUAAUCAGUCCUGCAACAAUUCAAUUAUCAAGCUAGGCAAAUGCAGUACAUUUAACUACAUCUCAAUAGCAUACUACACAACAAACUUCUAUUUUUUCAUCAACAAAACACCAAAUGUGGGAAGAAGCACUGCAGUGGCAGUGGCCUUGUUAGUGUUUUGCUUGGUAGCUCUUCAAUACGAAGUAGUUCAAGCUGCAACAUACUCUGUUGGAUGCAUCAAUGGUUGGUCGUCUUACUCUGGUGGAUGGCCAACUCAUUAUGUGCUUGGUAAAUGCUACAACUUAAUUAUUUGCUCUAUGAAAAUUGUAGUAACAGUGUAUAUACUAGUUACUGAAACAACAUGGUUGAUGCAAAACAUAACACUUGCUACUUUUACGCAUAAGAUGUCAUAUUUGUUAAUUUCAAAUGAUGGAGCAGUAUUUGUUUUCCUUUAUUUUCUACAUACAAAUCACUACCUAGCUGUUUCAAAUUACAAUCCUUCGACUCACAAUGUGGCUGCUGUAAACCAUGGAGGGUAUAACAGUUGCAUAACACCGCAGGGAGCCAAAGUGUACCAGAGUGGAAAUGACAGUAUCAGACUUGUCAGAGGACAGAACUUUUUCAUUUGCAGCAUUUCUUUUCAUUGUCAAGUCGAAUGAAGAUGGCUAUUUUUGCAAUAUGAUCCAUAUGUAUUUAUAUAUCAUAUAUGAUAUAAAUCACAUUUGUCAAAUGGCCUUAUAACUAUAUGUAUUUUGCUUCUUUUUUUUUA